This is a messenger RNA of Prorocentrum cordatum, 597 nucleotides long. Lineage: Eukaryota; Dinophyceae; Prorocentrales; Prorocentraceae. The record is from the annotation of a GenBank genome assembly.
AUGAUGGAGUACGUGAAGGAGGCGGGUAGUAGCGAGGAGAAGCAUGAGCCCUCCACAUGCUUCAAGUACUGCGUUGACAAUUUCGGGAAAUUGCUUGAGGUUUCCCUGGUGCUGCGGCUCCUUUGGGUGCUUAUAAUAAUCAGGGAGUUGGUCGCAAAGAUCAUAUCGGCGGCCCACUAUGUGAUUUUUCCUGAUUGGGACCUAGAGGCUCAAAUUCCGUUUGGAGUUCAACACUGUCCUAAACAGACAAGGAUUGACGCUUGGGCGCUUGGCGCCGAGGUCAAGACGGCAGUAGACGUGUGCUCAGCGCAAGGUCAGGACGGCGGAAGGAUUGGCGCUGGGCGCUUGGGUGCUUGGCGCCGAGGUCAGGCGCUUCAGAUCCAGGUGCGCUCCCUCGCUUACCGGAUACACGCGCGCAUCGCUGAACUCGGCGCCCAGUUCAACAGGGCGGAGGAAAUUACAGGCGACAACGCAGCGUUGUGGGGUCAUAUGACAUCCGAAUCGUCAUCCGUGUACGCAAAGAAGAAGAAAGGCCCAUUGUUGGCUCAGUCGGCGAUGCUGACCGCAUGGAUGUUGAUGAAGGUUAACAGCUGGUAG